AUGGCCUUCAUGUCCCGGUUCUCCCCCCGGAGCAGCUCCCGGUCUCCGAACCGAAAGGAGUCCGAGCGCGUGUCCGUGACGGUGUCGGAGCUGGAGCGGCUCCUGUGCACCGGCAAGACCGCCUGCAACCACGCGGACCAGGUGUCGCGGCUCUACAUCGGAGACCAAGACGUGGCGUCGGACCGCCGUGAGUUGGCCAAGCUGGGCAUCACGCACAUCCUGAACUGCGCACACAGCAAGUGGCGCGGCGGCGCCGAGUUCUACGCCGACAUGCGCGUGACCUACCACGGCAUCGAGGCCCACGACUCGCCCUCCUUCGACAUGAGCGUCAACUUCUACCCCGCCGCCGACUUCAUCCACCGGGCGCUGGCGGCCGGAGGGACGGUGCUGGUCCACUGCGCGGUGGGGGUGAGCCGCUCCGCCACGCUGGUUCUGGCCUACCUGAUGAUCCGACAGAACCUGACGCUGGUGGAGGCCAUCAAGACCGUGAAGGACCACCGGGGCGUCAUCCCAAACCGGGGCUUCCUGCGCCAGCUCAGCGGCCUGGACAGCAUCCUGAGGGACAGCCGGAAGGCGUCGCCCCCGAGCUAAAUUUCUAUCUUUUUAAAGACGUUUUUAUUUAAUUGUAUCUUGUAGUUUGUGUUUGAGUCGUAAUCCACAGUAACGUCCUUCUUCUUCUACGAGACCACGAGAAUCUUUUUGACCCAAACUUCGGACCAUUCCACGUGGACCCGGUGCUCCACUGAACCAGCAGAGAAGAACCAAGCAGAACAGGACCUUGGGUAGCUACGCCUCGGCAGGGACCCGCACACCGAGUCUCCUCGGGGGGGGGGGGGUCUCUCCUUUCAGGAAACUGGAGGUCUUCAAACGAGAGGGGUUUCCGGCGCCCCCCGUGGACUAAAGGGGUAGUGUGUCCUCCCACCAGGGCCCCCUUUAGAGAACCUCUCAUUCUCCCGGUCUGCCUCUCAGUCCUGGUUCUGGUUCCCCCGGGUCCUCAUCAAUGAGUUAAGGUGAUUUACAGCGUACAGCAUCCAAUAAAAGACCAAAUAGGAGGUUGCCAUGGAGACAACAGCACUGCCACUGGCCCCCGUCGUGCUGCCAGUCCUCUUCAGGUCUCCUACCGGACCGCUCGGGCGGGGGCUCAGCUUUCCUCUGUGGUCCAAAUCCUCCCUCAGAAAUAAGUGAUUCUCUGUAGCCCCCAAUUACAGUACUAAGCCUCUGCAGGUCUUCCCUCGACUCACCUUUGUACAUUCAGCAAGUGUCAUUAAGAGCCCAGAACCACCACCGAGGCCCCGGUCUGAAACCAGCACAGCUACGUGUCACAGAUUAUUGUUACAAAUGAUUGUGUCACAGAUUAUUGUGUUACAGAUAAUUGUGUUACAAAUGAUUGUGUUAUUGUCGUGUUUGUACAGUGUUCAAUGUGUCGUUUCAAUUUGUAGUGGGACGAUCUGAAAUUUGUCCCGGCGGAGAAGAGGGUCCAUUUGGACGGAGUUGACAUCACAGGUGGAGGAAUUUAACGUUCACUGGUUUGACCUCUGGUCCUCGUGUGACGCUCACACAUUCCGGUGCUUUUUAACCACGUCCAGCGGCGCAAAACAUGUAACUAUGAGAAGCCGAUUGGUGGAUUCCUACUUUGAGGGGAAGUGAACAUUUAGGACCUUCUCGCAGAGUCAGCAGAGAUCGACGUCGCUCCGAGGCGAUUAGCUUAGCUUAGCACAAAGGCUGGAGGCAGAUGAUGUCAUCAUAGGGACCUCCAAUCUUUUGGUUUGAGAUUCAAGCUUUUAAAAGCGAAUCUCAGUCGGACUCGUCGUGGUAUUAACGGUCUCAUCCGACCCGACAACAUGCACAUUCCAAGUAAUCUCAAACCGCUCUGCUACAAGUGACUGUUGAAUUGGUCGUUUUAUUCGCAUCAUAAGUUCUCGAGGGGCCUCGUCAGGCCGCCAUCGCAUGCAAGGCGGUUCCAUGAGACGCGGUCGUUCUUGGCGUCGUGAAGGCACGAAGCUCCGUUAGUCCAGCAGAACCUGCAGCGCCAACAAGCAGGAAACGCUGUCGCCCCGUUGGUGCACUUUGGAUCUGUGGUUCUGUGUCGCUAUUCUUUGAGAUGAACACGUUUUUUCCUGUUAAUGCCUUAACCUGUGUGUGUUCUGCACGUGAAACAAUAAAGAUGCAUGUCAGCGGU
This is a messenger RNA of Gasterosteus aculeatus aculeatus (three-spined stickleback), 2179 nucleotides long. Lineage: Eukaryota; Metazoa; Chordata; Actinopteri; Perciformes; Gasterosteidae. The record is from RefSeq and is a predicted model, not a curated record.